Messenger RNA from Rhinolophus ferrumequinum (greater horseshoe bat), 5224 nucleotides. It is a transcript of the gene LRCH3, whose product is annotated as leucine rich repeats and calponin homology domain containing 3. NCBI's taxonomy places the organism in Eukaryota, Metazoa, Chordata, Mammalia, Chiroptera, Rhinolophidae. Gene Ontology annotation, molecular function: protein binding. The record is from RefSeq and is a predicted model, not a curated record. The coding region runs from base 37 to 2424 and encodes 795 amino acids. The transcript is spliced from 22 exons.
CGCUGCACCGGCGGGUCGGAGAUUGUCGGCUGGGAAAUGGCGGCCGCAGGCUUGGUCGCUGUGGCCACGGCUGCAGAAUACUCUGGCCCAGCAGCGUCGGGAGCUAACCUCUCCGGUGUUAACUGCGGCCCAAGCUCCGGGGCAGGUCCUGGUCCUGGCCCGGUCUCGUGGAGCCGCUCCAUCGAUCGAGCGCUGGAGGAGGCGGCGGUGACUGGGGUGCUGAGUCUGAGCGGCCGGAAACUGAGGGAGUUUCCCCGGGGAGCGGCCAACCACGACCUGACGGACACCACCCGCGCGGAUCUGUCACGAAAUCGCCUCUCAGAAAUUCCCAUAGAAGCAUGUCACUUCGUUUCUCUUGAGAAUCUCAACUUAUACCAAAAUUGUAUUCGGUAUAUACCAGAGGCAAUUCUAAACCUACAAGCUCUAACGUUCUUAAAUAUUAGUCGGAACCAACUGUCAACAUUGCCAGUACAUUUGUGUAAUUUACCAUUGAAAGUCUUAAUUGCUAGUAAUAACAAAUUGGUCUCACUUCCAGAAGAAAUUGGACAUCUCAAACAUUUAACAGAACUUGAUGUAAGCUGCAAUGAAAUUCAAACAAUACCUUCCCAGAUAGGUAAUUUGGAGGCAUUGAGAGACCUUAACAUUAGAAGAAAUCACUUAGUACGUUUGCCUGUAGAGCUGGCAGAGUUGCCUUUGAUACGGUUAGACUUCUCCUGCAAUAAAAUUACAGCAAUCCCUGUUUGUUAUCGGAACCUCAGGCACCUACAGAUGAUCACCCUAGAUAACAACCCAUUGCAGUCUCCUCCUGCACAGAUAUGCAUAAAAGGCAAAAUCCACAUAUUUAAAUACCUGAACAUACAUGCUUGUAAGAUUGCUCCAGAUCUGCCAGAUUAUGAUAGGAGACCUUUGGGUUUUGGCUCCUGCCACGAAGAACUGUACUCAGGUCGCCCUUAUGGAGCUCUUGAUUCAGGUUUCAAUAGUGUGGACAGUGGUGAUAAGAGAUGGUCAGGGAAUGAACCUACAGAUGAAUUUUCAGAUCUGCCUCUUCGAGUAGCAGAAAUUACAAAAGAACAAAGACUACGAAGGGAAAACCAGUACCAGGAGAAUCGCAGCAGUUUAGUAGUAACAAAUGGUGGAGUGGAACAUGAUCUGGAUCAGAUUGACUACAUUGACAGCUGUACUGCAGAGGAGGAAGACGAUGAGGUGAGACAGCCCAAGGGCCUGGACUCAGACAGCCUCAGUUCACAGUUUAUGGCAUAUAUUGAACAACGGCGAAUCUCUCAUGAGGGUUCACCUAUAAAGCCAGUACCCUUGAGGGAGUUUCAAAAAACAGAAGACACAAGAAGAUACUCACAUCAAAACAGGGUUCCAGUUGAGCCAUCUUCUCUCUCGUCACUAUCACCAAGUCACAAUCAGCUGUCACAUACAGACUUGGAACUCCAUCGGAGAAGAGAACAGUUAGUGGAGCGCACGCGGAGAGAGGCACAACUUGCUGCCCUGCAGUAUGAGGAGGAGAAAAUACGGACCAAGCAGAUUCAGAGAGAUGCUGUCCUGGACUUCGUCAGGCAAAAAGCAACACACAGUCCACAAAAACAACAACUCUCCUUAGGUGGCGAGUGUCCCUUCCCAUCCAGAAGGUCUCAGCACACUGAUGAUAGUGCCUUGUUAGUGUCGCUGUCAGGGUUGAAUGAAGUGGGCUGUGCUGCUACCCUGCCUCAUUCUUCUGCCUUCAUGCCUCUUGAGAAUGAUGACAGAUCUAAUGUUCUGACAGUAUCAAGUUCGCCUACAACAGAAACAGUUCAUCAUUCCCCUGCAUAUUCUUUUCCUGCUGCUAUCCAGAGAAACCAGCCCCAGCGCCCUGAAAGCUUCCUUUUUCGAGCAGCUGUCAGGGCAGAAACAAAUAAAGGUCAUGUUUCACCCCUUCUUUCAUCUUCUGCACCUACCACUGAUUCUGCAGAUUCCAUUACAAGACAAAAUUCAAGGCAGAGAGAAGAAGAGCUGGAAUUAAUAGAUCAACUGCGGAAACAUAUCGAGCACCGGUUGAAAGUGUCUCUGCCUUGUGAUCUCGGAGCAGCUCUAACCGAUGGUGUUGUUCUCUGCCAUUUGGCCAAUCAUGUGCGGCCUCGAUCUGUCCCAAGCAUUCAUGUCCCCUCACCAGCUGUACCUAAAUUAACAAUGGCAAAAUGCCGGCGAAAUGUGGAGAAUUUUCUAGAAGCUUGCAGAAAAAUUGGUGUACCUCAGGACAAUCUUUGUUCCCCUUCUGACAUCCUUCAGCUAAACCUCAGCGUUAAAAGAACUGAGCAAUUAUGUUUGCCUCUCCACAUUUUAGAAGAGAAAGGUUUGAGCCAGGUUGCAGUGACGGUCCAGGCUCUCCUGGAACUUGCCCCACCGAAGCCACAGCAGCAGCAGUUGUCUGCUGUGUGAGGACUGAGCACCUCGGGCCCUGGCCUGGCAGACAGAACAGGACCACGUGAUGCCGCUGCCAGCCGUCGGCUUACACAGAGCUCUUACAUGUUCUGAAGGACUGUCUGCGUGAUUCCUGACGGGAAUAUGUUGCUUCAUUUCUCCAUUUUAGGGGAGGUUAUAUCCAUUUCCAUUGAAUUGUUUAUGAAGACAUGGUUGGUUUUCACAAAUGAAACUUAAUUCUGUCAUGACUAAGAACCCAAUACUGAAGCCUAAACUGGCUGCUUUCCUCAAGAGUAGACUUUUUUUACCCAUCAGAAGGAAUAUUUCCUCAGAAGGAUAUUUAGCUCUCUCGAAGGCACAGGCAUGCUACAUUAUCGUUAUCUGUGGAGUCCACUGGUUUCUAAACUUGGUUGUUCAUUUCAAUCUCCUGGAGCAUUUGUUAAAAUACAGAUUCUCAUUCAGUAGGUCUAGAGUGAGGCCUGGGUGUCUGCAUUUUCAACAAACAUCCCGGGUGUUUCAUGUAGUGAAACCACAGUUCCAAGCUAGAUAUUUGUAUGAUUUGGGGCAGUAAUAACUCCAUUGUGUUUUUCAGCUACAUUUAAAGUCAAAAACUGUAUUAUGAUCACUUGGACUGUUGUGUCCAAGGCAAAACAAAAAUAAGGUAGAAGGCCCAGAUUUUGCAUAGUGAACAAUGAAACAGAUCCAGUUGUAUCUAAGGCCAGUGUGCUAGUCCUCCCCCCAACUCCAGUGCACCACCCACCACUUAGAGGCUGUUCUGUGUGUCAUCCUCUGAUGUCAACCUUAUAAACCAGCACUCCACACACAGGUUCCAAAUCCUCAAGCUAAUACCUAGAGCUGCUCAGCAUCUGCAUUGACUUCAUUGAACCCCCUCCCCCCAUGCUGCUCCCAGGACACCUGGACCUGUGAACACCUUCCAGUCACAGCACAGACAUUUGCAGCUCCCCAGCUAAUGGAAGAUUAUGAAAACAAAGCAAAAUGAUUAAAGGAAAAGCCAAGGUUCUUAUAUUCCUUUCAGGUAACUGCCAGUUUCCAAGGCUGAAUUAAAGCACUUGUGGCAUCUUGAAAACAGCUUGCUGUCUUUUCCACUAGCUCCACCUAGAGCCUUAUUUACUCAAUUGUGGGUGCAAUGAAAGGCCGGCCCUAGGGCUCACGCAACACACAGCCAAGAGCCUUUAUUCAAGUUUAAGCCACUUGGGUCUUUCUUCCCCUACAUUUUGCACCCCUUUUAGUUGUCAGUGACAUCUUUCGGUAUUCAUUGCCUUUAUAAACCAAGGAAAUAGAGUAAGUGAAAAUACUAGUUAUCUAGGGUUUUUUCUGUUAACUGUUUUGGGUUUUCUUUACCAGUGCAUGCAGUUGAGCAUAAUGUUCUUGCUCUCUUGAUCAUGUAAAUGCAGCAUCUGAAAGUGACUUCAGAUAAAUCAUGUUGAGUAGCUGGCCAAAAUAAUGCUUUCUCCUUGUUCUCACAAGGAAAACAGUUCACCAGAACAUUACCACUUUGUCUAGAUAUAAAAUUAUAUAACAUAAAACAUCUGAGCUCAAAUCCCAGUCCUUCAAUGUCCUCACAGAAGUAAAAUGUUUUUUAAGUGCUUAGAGCCAGACCAUUAUAUUUACAGUUCCAAACACACCCACCAACCAUAUGACUUGUUUAGAAUUUAGUUGUGUGUAGUUUUAAACUAUAGGUAUUUUUCCUUCUAGUCAACAUUAAACCUCAGUACAAUUUCCAAAUUAUUGAGUCAUUUAAAUGAAACUCAGCAAAGUACAAGACUCACAUGGUAUGCAAGAAGUAAUUGCAGAAGACAUGCAUAAUGCAACAUUUGGAACUAAUUUUCCCAUAGGAAUAAAUGGAAAUUUAAAUUUAUUUCAAAUUUUACACAUAGCAUGAAACUUUAUUAAUGUACUUUUAUCAAACCAAUUCAAAUUUAUAUUUGUUAGAAAAAAUGUGUAGUUUUGGUUGAUAAAGAAUAUCAAGUAUAUUGAAUUUUUUCUAUGUCAAAAUGCAAAAACAAAUGAUGCUGUUUUUGUAUUCAGUGUUUUAUAUGUACUUUUUUAACUGAAGACGUUUAACAUUUAGCCUGGCUAGACUCCAGUGUAAGAUGAAGAUGACUUUGUAACAGUUCCACCUGACCAUUUAUUUAUGAGCUUCCUGCUGAAACAACAAGUUCCCAGUGCUGAAGUGUGAAAAAAAGAAAAGGCUGUGUGCCCACCCACCAGGGUCCCUGCCAACUACAGAGAUUUUAAGUCAGCAGGUUUCCAGGCUUUCAAACUCAUACAUGUUUAGCACUCCAAACCAUUUUUCUCUGGAAACAACUCAUGGGAGGAGGGGCCUUUGUAUUUGGCUAGAACAGAGUAGGAGGCUUAAUAUUAGGUCACUUUCUUUACUAGCUUUUUAAAAUACAGCCUUACAGCUAAUCGCGGAGUCUGUGAUUUCCCUUACUUGCCACAGCUCAGCAGUGCCUUAUGAUAUGUGACUAUGCUGAUGAGUGUAAUGAGGUUUUUUUAAAACUAAGCACUUAAAUGGUUAUAGAAAUGAAGGAAAACAUGGAUAUUUAGAAGCCUUCAUAUAUACAUUUUGCAGUGAGAUGUUUUACAGCAGAUUUCGUUUUAUUUCUGAAAAUGUUGUAAACAUGUAAUUAGUAAAAGAUUUUGUAAAAACAAACAUUGUCCUAUAUUUGUAUGUCUGUAAAUAUAAUGCAUAAGUUCUAAGUAUAAAUAUGUCAAUAUCAUGUAUGUUAUUUUAAAUUGCCUCUAUGCCACCUUACACGUUGACAUUAAAAUAAAAGCCAACACUUCAAUAGCA